CUCGGAUCACAGGCACGCGGGGGCCACCGCCACUCCUACAAGAGAGCAAGAGCCCCACACUAGAAAACAAAACAAAAGAGGCCGGCGCGGGAAAAACUGCGUCAUCAACGGGCGACUUAAAUAUCUCAGUAGCGGGAAUUGGUCGGUUCAAGAAACAAGCGACAGGCAGCGUGUCGCCAUGACGCAGAGGAAGAGGCUGUCCACCGCAAGACAACAGGGCACCUUAGGGACUCAGGAAGAGGAUGACGACCCAACCUUCACUCAGCCAAGUACGUCGCAGGUCCAGAAAGGACUGGAGAAGCUCACCCCUGCACAGGUCGACCAAAAGACUGCGGAGGUGGUGCAAUACUUCUUGGUGAAGGACCAAAAGAAGCUUCCCAUACGCCGAGCAGACAUUGUGAAACACGUGGUGAAAGAAUAUAGAAACAUUUACCCAGAGAUCAUGAAGAGGGUGACGCGGACGUUUGACCAGGUGUUUGGUCUCAAACUGGUUGAAAUUGACACCAAAAAUCAUGUGUACAUACUCAUCAAUAAGUUGGAGACAGUUGAGGGACCCUCAUCGAUCACUAGCCCCACGAAUCCAAAGAUGGGUCUGCUGUUUGUCAUCCUCAGUGUUAUUUUCAUGAAAGGAGGCGUUGUCAGAGAAACCCUGAUCUGGAAUACUCUGAAGAAACUCCGUGUUGACCCUGGAGAGAAACACGAAGAUUUUGGUGACGUGAAGAAGUUGGUCACAGACGAGUUUGUGCGCCAAAGGUACCUGGAGUUUGUGCGGAUCCCUCACACAGAACCAGUUGAGCAUGAAUUUCAUUGGGGUCAACGUGCUGACGUGGAAGUGUCAAAAGCCAAAAUCCUCGAGUUUAUGGGUCAACUUCAUGAGCAGGACCCUCAGAGCUGGAGUCAGCAGUACAGAGAAGCCCACUCCACCACCGACUCCUCCCAGGCCAGCACCAGCAGCCAGAGAUAACUGACCCACGAUUAGUGUCUUUAGCCUUAUUUUUUAUUUAUUGUGGCUGUUGAUGCUGAAAGAGAGAAACUGCUUAAAGAAGCUGCAUCACUGCCAUGGUUCAAUUGACGAAUGAGACUUUUUGUAUGUCCAUACUUUGUACAGAUUUUAUUUGAAGACUGAGCCUCAUCCUUUGUCUAUUUUUAAAGAAUUUAAUGACAUUUAAUAUCACACAAACAAACAUUUCAGGUAUCAUUUUUAUUUUUAUUGCUUGGACGUCAAGGUCACAGUUCCAAGUUCAGAAAAUAAAAUCUUUUAUAAUAGA
Molecule: messenger RNA, 1268 nt
Organism: Scophthalmus maximus (turbot)
Lineage: Eukaryota; Metazoa; Chordata; Actinopteri; Pleuronectiformes; Scophthalmidae
Gene: ndnl2
Product: necdin-like 2
Exons: 11
Coding region: 179-964 (261 amino acids)
Cellular component (GO): nucleus
Source: RefSeq, a predicted model, not a curated record